UUCUGUCCGGGGCUGAGGAUGAGUAGGGGAGAUGUGUAUGUGUGUGUGAGGAGGGGGGAUACCUCAGUUUGACAUAUAUCCCAGGAGACACGCGUGUUUUCAUCAUGUAGAGGCAGCCAGAGAGCCGAGCUAAGUCACAUUCAGCUUUAAACUUCCAUCCGGCCUGAAGCUCGCGGUGCCGUGACUGCAAACAGCGGCUUCUCUGCAGAAACAAGCAAAACAAAUCACACGCAGGAACAGAAGAAUGGCAGCUACAUACAUCCUCCUCUUCAGUUUGUGGGUCUCUACAGCCUUCACCACAGGACUGAUCUGCCCUCAGCUCUGCACCUGCUCGGUUAAAUACAGCCGUCUCUUUGCAGAUUGCUCCUACAAGGAGCUAGAUAAAGUCCCAGAGGGUUUUCCUCCCAGUGUUGCGACCAUUAGUCUCUCUGCUAAUAAAAUCAGUGUACUACUUCUGGGGACAUUUGACAAUGUCACCAGGUUGAUUUCCUUGUGGAUGUCACACAAUGAGAUUGUGUCCAUUGAACAGGGGGCGCUUGUGCCUUUGGUUCAUCUGCAAAACUUAGACAUCAGCCACAAUAAAAUAGUAGACUUUCCUUGGGAGGAUCUACAGAACCUCACGGGACUGUAUAUGCUGAAGAUGAAUCACAAUGAGAUGGUCAGCCUGCCAAUGGACGCCUUCUCCAACCUGAAAGAUCUGAAGUCUCUUCGGCUCAACAAUAACAGAUUUGUGACCAUAGCUGAAGGAACAUUUGAAGGUUUGCUGUCUUUGUCACAUUUGCAGAUUUAUAAUAAUCCAUUCGCUUGCACCUGCUCCCUGGAAUGGUUCAGAGUUUGGAUUUCAACAACCACCAUAUCACUCACUGAGCACAGUCCCAUCACUUGUGCAACACCAGAGAAAUUUAAAGGAAUGGAGAUCAGGAAACUGCCUGAGACAAAAUGUACAAGCCCCAAUGUCACAGUAUGGACUGAGCCAGAUAAUGCACAAUUCUAUGAGGGCAGCAAACUGGUCUUGACUUGUGAUUUCAAAGGAAACCCAAAACCACUAGUCCUGUGGAGCAUUCACAGCAAAAGCCGAAAACAGGAGCUGGCUUUGUUGUUUGCUGAGGAGGGCUCUGCAGAAUCCAGCGAGGACUCCUCGGCGUCCUACGAGUCGGAUUCAGUCAAAGUCUUUAAUAACGGCACACUUCUCGUUUCAAACCUCAGGAAGGAAGAUGGGGGCAACUACAGCUGCUCUGCCACAAAUGAGCUUGGAAGAGCGGAGGAUUCAGUUUUAGUUGAGGUGAUGGCGCUGUCUACACCAACACCCACGAAGCAAAUGACCACAGUACCCAGUUACACUAAAACAAACCCUUCUACACGCCAGGAAACAGUCAAAGCAUCUGCUUUUAAUGCCGUGCAGAGAAAAAAAAUUACGAGCAUCAUACCCACUCACCGACCAACUGCAGACAGUGUUUCCGAACCUAAUGAGGAUUUAACAAAAUAUCUAUCUAGCAAAUGUGGCUUGACGGCUAAUACGAGCUAUAUUUCAAGCCCUGUCUCAAACGGGAGCCUAGAUGACAUUAAAUACAUGUUUGACUUUGGUGUGAUUGCAUUAGGAGUGUCAGAAACACAGGCAACAGUGCGACUCAAUCCUCUUCUCAUGGCCAGACAAAAGGGCAACCAGGCAGCUGAUGCCACCUCUGACAACAAAGAGCACCACGGCCUUCCAGACAUCUCAGAAAAAGCCCCUUCAAAUGGCUUGUAUCUGUGCGUCACCGCGGACCUAAAACAUUCUGCCGUGCAAUGGUCGAAGAUCAGGGAUGGCGUCAACUCGUAUCAGUUCAGCGGUUUGCGACCAGGCACCAACUACUCCCUCUGCCUGACCUACAGAGGGGAGGACUGUGAGGUCCACGUGCUGUUCACCACAAGAAGGAAGGUGCCAAACCUUUUCAUCAUCAUCUCAGUCAGCAUCUGCCUCCUGACCGUGUCCACUGUGCCUCUGCUCGGGGCUACGUGCUUCCACCUGGUGUACAAGUACCGCAGCAAGACCUACAAGCUGAUCCUUAAGGCCAAAGACCAGUAUCACAUAGAGAGGAACCUCACCACCAACUUCAACAUCUACGCACCUCACGCCGAGUCUCUGAAGAAGAUUGACAGCAGCCAGCUGGAUGAAGAGGAAGACGAGACGGAGAGCGGAGAUGGGGACAAGGAGGCUGAUACGGAAGAGAGUGUGGUGACUGACUCCUUUACUUUGUCUCAGUGCAGGGGGAAUUUGGACGACUGUGAGGUGGGAUCUGAGUACAGUGACAGGCUGCCUCUGGGAGCUGAAGCAGUGAAUAUUACAACUAAUUACAAAUAUCCCAGUCAGUAACUUGUCAAGUCAAGUCAAGUCAAGUCAACUUUAUUUGUCAAU
Molecule: messenger RNA, 2395 nt
Organism: Maylandia zebra (zebra mbuna)
Lineage: Eukaryota; Metazoa; Chordata; Actinopteri; Cichliformes; Cichlidae
Product: immunoglobulin superfamily containing leucine-rich repeat protein 2
Molecular function (GO): protein binding
Source: RefSeq, a predicted model, not a curated record